AUGAAAGAGACUCACAACUACACUAUCAUAAAGGUGGUGCAAGAUGAAAACCUAGAAAAACAUAAUAUAUGUUUUGAUCUUGUGGCCCUUGACAAGGUGAAAAGUUUCAAGGUUGCAAAGGUUACAUCAUUUCAUCGUUUCAAGAAAAAGCUAGCUACUGUGUUUGGCAUACCAGUUAAAUUCCAACGCUAUUGGGUAUUUGCAUGGUGGGAAAACCAGACCAUUCGACCAUCUCGGCCAUUGACAAACAUCGAGGAAUUAGGAUCGAUUGGACAGUUGACAGUAGGAAUCCAUGAAGAAUUUAAUUUGGUAAACGUAGACGAAUUAACAUUGUUUCUGGAAGUGGAGCGUGGGCCGGACUUAUGUCCCGUCGCACUUCCUAACUUGGGAAAGAAUGAUAUAUUACUUUUCUUCAAGUUGUAUGAUUUUGAAAAAGAGACACUACGUUAUGUUGGAAGGCUCUUUGUGAACCGUAAGGGUAAGCCAAUGGACAUUUUAGCAAGAUUAAAUGAAAUGGCUGGUUUUGAUCCAGAUCAAGAGAUUGAACUUUAUGAGGAAAUUAGCUUUAAACCAGAUGUGAGUUGUGAAACUGUUGAUAAGAAACUUACCUUUAAAGAAAGCGAGUUAGAAAAUGGUGAUAUUAUAUGCUUUCAAAAAUCUUUGGCUAUGAAUAGUAAGAGAUAUAUUCCUUUUCCUGAUGUGCCUUCAUACUUGCAAUUUGUGCACAUUGGUAAGGUGAGAUUAAAAAUCUCGGGGGAGCAAAACAAAAUCAAUAUAGCUGAAGAAGCUGAAGAAGCUAAUGUUCACAUAAACACUGCAGUUCAACAGUCAGAAGUGGACAUUGAGACCACUAAAGAUGAAAAAUCCAGCAAAAGAAGCAAUUCAGAGGUAAACAUCGUAGACUCGGAUGAAGUUGAUGCUUUGAUAGAAGAUGAUGUCAUUGAUGUGAUCGACAGAGUUUUAUCGGAAGAAAUUACCAUUUCACUGCGAUCUCAGCAUUCUUUCCUAGAACAAGAAGCCAGGAAAUUGGAUCCAAACCUCCCUCAGCAACUUCUUGUGGAAUUGAGAGAUAUUGCCUUCAAAGAAGACUUGGUUGAAAAUCUUAAAAAAGGGUCCACGCCAAAAGAUAACUUCAACUUCAAUGCGGUCAAGGAAAGAAUUGAGGCCAAUGCAGAUGCGUUCUCCUCUUGGCAAUUAGAACAUGUUAAUCUCACUGUUAACCUUCUCAAUAAAAUUGUGAGUAUGUUUGACAAACUUGAAAAUUUGAAUAAAGAGUGUAACACAGCAAAAAAGUGCACAGAAGAAGAUAACCAAGAAUUGAAGAGGAAAAGGCAGAAAAUACUGGUUUCAAAAACUUCCAUCACCAACCACCAAACACAACUCAAAUCUCUAGAUGUUCAGAUUGCUGAUCUUAAAGGGAAACUUGAAAAAUUACAAGGUGACAGGGUUAAAAUGGUUGAGAUGCAAGAUCAAGAGAAAGAUAUGAUCACGUCUUUCAAUAAAGAAGUUAAAUCGAUUAUAUAUCGCCUCGCUGAUGAUAAAAUGAAGUUGAAAAGUGUUGAAUGUAAUAUCUUGGAGGCUCAAACUGAAUUAGAAUGUCAUGAGAAGGUCUACAAGACCUUUAGGACAAUUCCUCCAUUUUGA
Molecule: messenger RNA, 1644 nt
Organism: Lathyrus sativus (Indian pea)
Lineage: Eukaryota; Viridiplantae; Streptophyta; Magnoliopsida; Fabales; Fabaceae
Source: the annotation of a GenBank genome assembly